AUGGCGGACGCUCUUUGUGGGCCUUCGAACGCCCUCCAGAAUUUCCAGAAGCAUACGGCCGUCGACCGGACUCUGCAGCAGGACCGUUUGACCCGCCGUCAUUCGCCUUCACAAGGCUUCAGAUCCUCCCCCGGGCCGACUGCAGGCGCUCUAGACCCCGAGUUCGAAGCCUUCCAAGCCGGACAUGUAGGGCCGCCUCAGUCUGACUUCCACCACCUUCCUCCUCACCUCGCUCGUCCUCCACCUCCGCCACAGUUCGCGCAAGCGCCCCAAGGCCCGGACUGGGCCUCGGAUUUUCAGCGCUUGCACAUCUCUCCCACGCAUACCCCGCCAAUACCGCAACAUGGUGCGCCAGUCGCAACUGCGGCAUCAGCAUGGCACCAGGACUUCGCGAGACAACAGGCACCCGCGAUGCAAACACCGACGUACCAACAGAAUACCUUUGGAGGCAUGUCGGGGUAUGGCAUAAGCGGAUACGCUGGCUCAACUUUCCAACGACCGGACUUUGGUGUCAUGAAUGGCAAUCCGGCGUCAGAGGUGGCACAAGGGAAACAGCGAGCGCUGGAAGCAGUGCCGCAAUUCGAUGAAGCGGCCUUCGAACAGGCUUUUGCGCAGGCUCACCAGGAUAUGCUCGAGGAGACAGCCGGCCAACAGGGGAAGCUGGAAGUUGAGCGGGGUAUGGGGGACGAUAUGGAGAGACUACGGCGUGCACAGCAAGAGAUGCAAGCUAGAGCGCAGACAGAGCAAGCCGCCGAGAUGGAUGGUCCUGAGCUGCUGCGCAUACGAGAACAGCGACCAGCGGUUUACGCCGCCCUCAAGAUACGAAGCGCAAUCGAUCUAGGGCAAUCUGUGGACACAUCACCGUUUUUCACCUUUUUGGAGAACAUGGAGCCCACAGGGAAACUGGUUGAGGAUGCCAGCGAAGCAAAAUGGGUCGUUGACGCGCUGCAGAGGAUAGUUGACCGCGGGGCUCCGCAAGAGAUUAAGACACGAGCCGAAAGGCUGAUUACUGAGAUUAAUGAGAGGCUCAUGUCGACGUAUCCGCUCCUUGCGUCUGGAGUACCCAUAAGUCGAAAGAACAUUUGGGAAGAGCUGGAGGCCGCGGGCUACACGAGGAGCCCAGCCUCAGAACUGCUUGAGCAGCAACCCGAGCAGAAGAGGGACGAGUCGCAACUAAAGAACGAUGACGACGAGAUGGCAGAGACAGCCGGCCGGUUACUAGAAAGAGUCGCCGAUAACACGAGCGAGAAGUUCCAAAACAGCCAGUUCCUCGAGCUCAUGCGGCGCCUACGCGACCGCGAAGUCCGUGUCGAGGGCGACAAGAUGGUCGAAGUCAGUGCUUCUUCCCUUUUACAGCAAGCAUCAGCAUCGGCUAUACCUGAAGUCGAUCCUCACAUUCUCGACCACGCUGCCACAGACUUUGGCAUGCCGGUCUUCUCAGAAGAAGGGGACCAGGAGUACGAUUUAUCACGCCACUCUACCAGCGAGCCUGUUACUGAUGAGAUUUCAGAUCAAUUUAGCUACUACAAUGUCCGCGCCAGCUAUCAUAGAUGA
Trematosphaeria pertusa is the source of this 1554-nucleotide messenger RNA. RefSeq lists its product as uncharacterized. Gene Ontology annotation, biological process: protein import into peroxisome matrix, docking. Lineage: Eukaryota; Fungi; Ascomycota; Dothideomycetes; Pleosporales; Trematosphaeriaceae. Gene Ontology annotation, cellular component: peroxisomal membrane; cytosol. The record is from RefSeq and is a predicted model, not a curated record. Bases 1 to 1554 code for a protein of 517 amino acids. The transcript has 3 exons.